UGCAGAUGUCGAUGAGGUCAGCCAGAGCGACAGAAACAAACGGCGCUGCGAUAGGCACUGCACACGUGGUGCUACACCGCGAGACUUAAACUGUCGAAAAAGAGCGUCGUCCUAAUGAGUUCGUGAGACCCGGACGGAGAAGCACAUGUGUGGAAAGUAAAGGUGGUGGCAAAGGAGACUGGCUUUACAGAACUGCAGAAUGGAGGAGAUGUGCCCAACUGUACAGGAAAUUCAAGGGGUGAGCUAUAAAUGUGAAGAAGUGGCUUUGGAAGAAGAAAAAAGUAACAAUGAGAAAAAGGAAAAUCUUGUGCUUCACAAGAGCCUCCAUUUUGUGGAUGCCAUAAACAAAAGAACUGAUGACAUUAAGAAAGAAGAUUGUGAGUGGGAAUCUGUAAACAAUCAGCUGGGAAGUCAUGGAAUUAAAAAAGAAGACCCUGAAUGGGAAUCUGUGAGCAAUCAGCUCAGAAGUCAUGGAAUUAAGAAAGAAGACCCUGAAUGGGAAUCUGUGAACAAUCAGCUGAGAAGUCAUGGAAUUAAGAAAGAAGCCUGUGAAUUGGAAUCUGCACUCAAUCAACUGGGAAGUCAUGAAGUUAAGAAAGAGGAGGAUUGUGAAUGGGAGCUAGUAAGUGUUAAAGAAGAAUCUGAACUGAUAUCUAUUAGCUAUGACAUACAGAAAAAUGAAAUCUUAAGUAGCAUCAAGGAAGAAGCCGUCGAAUCCGAUUCUGUUCCUCAGUAUGUGUGUCCAGACAAAGAGGUGCCUCAGUUUGGCUUUAGACCAAGCAGCGAACCUCUUCUACAGCAUCAUUCUGUCCAUGUAAAAGCAGAGUCUUUGGAGUCUGACAUGAAGAGGACUGAGACAGCAUCAUGUUCAAGUCAUUCCAGAAAAGAUUUACAGAAGAGUGUCUGUGUCUUUCAACUACCAUUUACUGAGACCUCUCUUCAGUGUAAACCCCAGCAGACAUUGCAUGAUAGAACUCGGAAGAUACUGAAGUCUGGAUCAGAGAUUUUAAUAUCAAACCCUUUGCAGGGUAAUUCCCAACCUAUUAAUACAACACAGGCUGAUGUGACAAACAGUCAACAACAUGUACAAAGUUUGAAUUCAGCAGCUUUGCCUGUCUCUGAAAAUAUAAGAAAAAUAAAUAAAUGCAAAUAUGAUCACAGUGUUUAUCAGAAGAUAUGUGCAAACUGGGAGCAAAAUACCUGCUCUGACUGUGGAAGACAAUUCUCAACAAGUGAGCGACUUCAGAGCCACAGAAGAAUUCACACUGGAGAGAAGCCUUAUUGCUGUUCUGAGUGUGGCAAAAGAUUCUCAACGAAAAGUCAUCUUCGGACCCACAUGAGAAUUCACACUGGAGAGAAGCCUUAUUCCUGUUCUGAAUGUGGCAAAAGAUUUACAACAAUUAGCCAUCGUAAUAUACACACAAAAAUUCACACUGGUGAGAAGCCAUAUGGCUGUUCUGAAUGUGGCAAACAAUUCUCAACUAAGAGCCAUCUUCAAAUGCACACACGAGUUCACACAGGAGAGAAGCCAUUUUGCUGUUCUGACUGUGGAAAACGAUUUUCUGGUAGUAGCAAUCUUCGUAAACAUGAAAGAAUUCAUACAGGAGAGAGGCCACACUGCUGCUCUGAAUGUGGCAAACGAUUUUACGACACUACCGAUCUUCAUAAACACUACAGAGUUCACACUGGGGAGAAGCCAUAUUGUUGUUCUGAAUGUGGGAAGAGCUUCACAAAGAACAGAAGUCUUCAGAUCCAUGAAAGACUUCACAAAAGUUAGAAGUUGUAUUUCUGUUAUUAGUGUGGGAACCCAUCCAUCCAUCCAUUAUCCAACCCGCUGAAUCCGAACACAGGGUCACGGGGGUCUGCUGGAGCCAAUCCCAGCCAACACAGGGCACAAGGCAGGGAACCAAUCCUGGGCAGGGUGCCAACCCACCGCAGGACACACACAAACACACCCACACACCAAGCACACACUAGGGCCAAUUUAGAAUCGCCAAUCCACCUAACCUGCAUGUCUUUGGACUGUGGGAGGAAACCGGAGCGCCCGGAGGAAACCCACGCAGACACGGGGAGAACAUGCAAACUCCACGCAGGGAGGACCCGGGAAGCGAACCCGGGUCCCCAGGUCUCCCAACUGCGAGGCAGCAGCGCCACCGUGCCGCCCUAGUGUGGGAACCAUUUUCCUAAUAAUAUUAAUUUACAGGUCCACAACAAGCAUUUGCAAUGAUGAGAACUAGUAUUGCUGCUGUGGCAAAUGAUUCUUUGGAGCAACUUUCAUAGAUACAGAAACAUUCUUGCAAUUUAGGCACAAAUCAACUCCCAGCACCCACACCUACAGACAGUAUGGCUCACUAGGGUGGGCUAUAGUACCCAAGUCUGGUCUCAAGACAUUUUUCAUUUGUAUUGGGUUUGGAGGUUGGGUGACAAAUGGAGCAAGUCUUUUCGACUUUGAUUUUUGCUUAACAUCGUGUGGGUAUUGUAAUACAACUACUGAAAAUUGUAUUUUUUUAUGUUAACUCGUUACUUUCAAUUUUGUAGAUUUAAAGAAAAGCAUCAAGUUCUUUGUCCAUAAUCUUUUUCUGUCUGGACUAAAAAAAAAAAGAGUGAAAUUGUGUUUUUCUGGUUUUCAAUAUUGUGUUUGAAAAUCAAAAUAAAGUCAUGUCCUCCUGUUUCUCAAGUACAA
Erpetoichthys calabaricus (reedfish) is the source of this 2683-nucleotide messenger RNA. Its product is annotated as gastrula zinc finger protein XlCGF48.2-like. Bases 200 to 1777 code for a protein of 525 amino acids. NCBI's taxonomy places the organism in Eukaryota, Metazoa, Chordata, Cladistia, Polypteriformes, Polypteridae. Gene Ontology annotation, biological process: regulation of transcription by RNA polymerase II. The transcript is spliced from 3 exons. Gene Ontology annotation, molecular function: DNA-binding transcription factor activity, RNA polymerase II-specific; RNA polymerase II cis-regulatory region sequence-specific DNA binding. The record is from RefSeq and is a predicted model, not a curated record.